AUGCUUGGCGCCGCUGCAGGCCUCCUCGUGGGCACCACAGCGGGUGGUGUGGCCGGGGGCACCGGCGGCUUCUGCCUCUACAAGUACAGAGUCCAAAUUAAAGACGGCGUGGUCCGCGUGCAGUUGAAGGCGCGGAAAUCCCUGUCCGAGGGAUGCGAGACGGCACGGAAGUCCCUGUCCGACGGAUGCGAGACGGUCAAAGGUGUCACCUCUCGCGCCAAGCUCGCCAUUGACUCGGCCAGAACGAAAGCCCACGAGAAGGCGGGCGAGGCCAUGACCUUUGCAACCUCCUCGCGCGCCGGAUUCACCUCGGCCUCGACGAUGCUGGGUGGCUCACUGGGCACCGUGGCCGGUGCGGCCUGCGGCGCUGCCUGUGGCGCUGCCGUGGGUUUGGUGCCCGCGGUCUUCACCUUGGGUCUCUCGAUCCCAAUUAGUGCCGGGAUCGGCUUGGCAGCCGGGGCGACCACCGGCGGAGGCGGUGCAUGUGGCUUUGUCGGCUUCACGUACCGAGAAGAGAUCAAAAGAUCUGCGGGCUACCUUCGAACGAAGACCAUGGAUUCUGCCGCCCAGGUCACUGAGCGAGUGACGUCCUUGGUCGGACGGGGAUCGGGGAAGACUGCGUGA
Molecule: messenger RNA, 624 nt
Organism: Symbiodinium necroappetens
Lineage: Eukaryota; Dinophyceae; Suessiales; Symbiodiniaceae
Source: the annotation of a GenBank genome assembly